Messenger RNA from Coccomyxa subellipsoidea C-169, 985 nucleotides. RefSeq lists its product as hypothetical. The record is from RefSeq and is a predicted model, not a curated record. The transcript has a single exon. The coding region runs from base 23 to 838 and encodes 271 amino acids. Lineage: Eukaryota; Viridiplantae; Chlorophyta; Trebouxiophyceae; Coccomyxaceae.
CGCUGCAACAGUUACAAGGACCAUGAGCACAGCAACAAAGAUACCCUGGCAGGCAACACCAGCAACAACAAGGCACGCCUCACAAUGUUCCUGUCAACGCACACAAACACUCCUCACAAACACUGAGUGUCAAAAGCAAGAGCACUGUAAUUUUCACUUGCAAAGGCCUGUCAGGGACAACCAAUUUACACACAGUCAAGAUGAGAGAGGCUGUCAUUCACCACAAGUCUCCAUGGAAACAUGUCAAGCAGCAGAAACUCACUGCAUUUGUCCUAAUGUACACCAGGCAUCUUGCAGCCCUGCACUUGGGAGCAAGAUGGUUGUCAAGAGGGUUCCAAUUGGUGCACAUUGCACGUCCUUAAACGUUCUAUUAUGCUGCUUUCAGGUCAUUCUCAUUCCAUGCCUCGAAUGCAAGAGGGGGGCACCUGCGUCCAUUAACCGUUGGGACAAACAGCAGGCACCCACCACGAUGAAUGAAACAAUUCGCCGAGCUCUGCACACGUACUGCCGCCCUCGUAAGAGGAGCUUCAAGCACUGCCAAAAGCAUUUUGCAUUGCAGGAAAAGGCCCGCAAUAAAAAGUGUUCCCUCCCUCGUGAUGCCCAGAGCAUCCUGAAAAUUUCACCCAAAUCUGCUAUGCUGCAGCCACCACCACUGUUUCUCCACACCGAUCCUAAUAUAGCAAGCUUACUAAUUGUCUCCCUCCAUCGACAGCGGUCAGUCAGACAGCUAAGAAAAACGCCAAGACACAUCAAGCAGAUUCUGACACCCAAGCAUACUAUUCCCCUUAUCCUUGGGGCAAGAUUACACCAAAAGCAAACUUCCACGACACUCUCCUAGCAGUGCUCAAUGGCAUAUUUAUCUGCCACAUAAGAAAUCUAGAGAAAACCUAAUAUGUUGCAGCCUCGCCUCAACACAAGCUCAUUUGUAACACAGCUGCUCUCAACACCGGCCCUCGUUCGUUGCAGGAGCAUGGUGGCUCCUGGC